AUGAACUCAGGCAAAGGAAAGGCAGACGCAGCCAAUCGCCCAACCCGGGUGCAAGAGGAGAAAGCCCGGGUGCAAGAGGAGAAAGGAUUUCUGCAGGCACAACGACAGAAAGUUGAUGUCACCCUGGACGCUGACACAGCUCACCCCAGACUGGAAAUCUCUGAUGAUGGGAAGAGUGUGAAAGAUACUGGCACCAUCAGAAAGGUGCCCAGCAAGGAGAAGAGGUUUGAUUCCCACACUUUUGUGCUGGCAAAGGAAGGAUACACAUGUGGGAGACACUACUGGGAAGUGGACGUUGGCAAGAGAAGAAGCUGGACCUUGGGUAUUGCCCAGGAACCUGUGACUCGCAAAGGGACAGUGACUCUGUCCCCUAAGAAUGGCUUCUGGGUCAUAGGGUUUGCAGAUGGGCGAGAGUAUUGGGCCCACUCAGAUCCUUGGACCCGUUUGAGUGUGAGUGGGAAGCUGCAAAAGAUUGGGAUCUUCCUGGACAUCUCAGCCAAGCAGCUGUCAUUUUACAACAUCCGUAAGAAAGCAGUUCUGUACACUUUCACCUUGGGAGGUGACAGCAGCCCGGAAGGGAAAUUCUUUCCCUUAUUCUCAACAGGCCCUGCUGCUGCAAAGCCUGACACUGAGCCUCUGGAAAUAGUGCAGGGGUUUGAUGAUGAUGAAUAG
Messenger RNA from Pygoscelis adeliae (Adelie penguin), 672 nucleotides. Its product is annotated as zinc finger protein RFP-like. The transcript is spliced from 5 exons. NCBI's taxonomy places the organism in Eukaryota, Metazoa, Chordata, Aves, Sphenisciformes, Spheniscidae. Gene Ontology annotation, molecular function: protein binding. Bases 1 to 672 code for a protein of 223 amino acids. The record is from RefSeq and is a predicted model, not a curated record.